UCUUUGCAUUAGGGUUUCGCUUCAGGCUGCGGAUUUCAUCUUUUUCCCCCUUUUCUUUCGAUUUUUUUAUCCGAGAAUUAAUAGUUUGAUACAGUGAAGAUGUCGCCGGUUGAUUCUUCGAGGGAGGAAAACGUUUACAUGGCCAAGUUGGCCGAACAGGCUGAACGAUAUGAGGAAAUGGUGGAGUUCAUGGAGAAAGUUGCCAAGACUGUGGAUGUCGAGGAGCUGACUGUUGAGGAGAGGAAUCUCCUAUCUGUUGCUUACAAGAAUGUUAUCGGGGCUCGGAGGGCCUCGUGGAGGAUUAUUUCUUCCAUUGAGCAGAAGGAAGAGAGUCGGGGAAAUGAGGACCAUGUUUCAGUUAUCAAGGAGUACCGUGGCAAGAUCGAAAAUGAGUUGAGCAAGAUCUGUGAUGGGAUUUUGAGCCUACUUGAGUCUCAUCUCAUCCCAUCAGCCUCAUCUGCUGAGUCAAAGGUGUUUUAUCUCAAAAUGAAGGGUGAUUACCACAGGUACCUGGCCGAGUUUAAGACUGGAUCUGAGAGGAAGGAAGCAGCUGAGAGCACGUUAUUAGCCUACAAGUCUGCUCAGGAUAUUGCACUUGCUGAAUUGGCUCCUACUCAUCCAAUUAGGCUCGGUCUCGCUCUUAACUUCUCAGUAUUUUAUUAUGAGAUCCUUAACUCGCCAGACCGUGCUUGCAAUUUGGCAAAGCAGGCUUUUGAUGAAGCAAUUUCUGAACUUGACACAUUGGGUGAAGAAUCAUACAAGGAUAGCACCUUGAUCAUGCAACUCCUCCGAGACAACUUGACCCUUUGGACUUCUGAUAUAACGGAUGAUGCUGGAGAUGAGAUUAAGGAAGCAUCAAAACGCGAAUCAGGGGAGGGACAGUAGUUUGCCUUGUUGAUGAGUUGAUAGGAGUCGUACUCUGUACCUUUUUUUUUCCUCUUGAAAUGUCGCGACCCUGUUUUAGUGUUGUUAGUGGUACGUGGGUUGUUGGUAGUUCUGAAUGAAUGAAAUGUGUUUGGUUGAUGGGUUUGGCUUUUGAGUGCGAGAUCUGGAUGGAUUGGAAGCACUUUUAGGGCCUUUGAAGAAUACUCCAACAAGAGUAUAAAUGUGCUUUUAUUGUUUAUGAGAUGAAUUUGGAUGUCUGGUGUUUUGAGUGUGCUGCUAUGGAACAUGAUUUUUUGUUCAAACAAAUUGCUCUCUCUGUUCUUCACUGUCUCUA
Messenger RNA from Momordica charantia (bitter melon), 1219 nucleotides. Its product is annotated as 14-3-3-like protein A. Lineage: Eukaryota; Viridiplantae; Streptophyta; Magnoliopsida; Cucurbitales; Cucurbitaceae. The record is from RefSeq and is a predicted model, not a curated record.